Messenger RNA from Hypanus sabinus (Atlantic stingray), 792 nucleotides. RefSeq lists its product as uncharacterized. The transcript is spliced from 3 exons. The record is from RefSeq and is a predicted model, not a curated record. Lineage: Eukaryota; Metazoa; Chordata; Chondrichthyes; Myliobatiformes; Dasyatidae. The coding region runs from base 1 to 792 and encodes 263 amino acids.
AUGGUAGCAUUGUCAAUUGCACCAUAUCCAGGUCUGGAAGGCGAGACUGGGGAUGGUGUUGCUUUGAGUGUUGGAGUCGUAGACCUCCUCCACAAGACCCCUCCAAGCUAUGGCCGGGGGAGGAUCAGGUCCAUUGCAUCAGACAGCUUUCAGGAAGCAACAAAUAUCUCUUUAUAUUACUCACAGUCUAAUCUUUCUACUAACAUUGUGUUUGUCACAGAGCCCAGAGUCUGGGAACAGCUCGAUGGUAGGAAGCAGAUGGUGAUGAUGGGAGGCUGUUUAUUGGAGUCAAGGCCCGUGCCUCCUGGAGCUCCCCGGGCCGUCCAGCAGAGCUCGGGCCCGGCCCUUUCCCAAUGCAACCGGCCCGGAUUUACACAAACCCGCCGGGAUCAAACUCCACUCACCCCCGCUCGAGUCGGUGAACCGCCAACGACAGCUGCUUUCGGCAGUGCGCAUGCGUUUAUCAGGAUGUUCUCCGCAGCACCACCAGCGGUCGGAGGUACACAUGGCCACCAGUGGUCGGAGGUCCAUACAGCGCCCCCAGUGCUCGGAGGCGUGUGGGACAACGGAGAGGCAAAUCACAAACGUGACAAAGUCUGCACAUGCAGGAAAUCCAGCUCAGCACAAACAAAAGGCUGGUGGAACUCAGUAGACCCGGCAGCAUCGAUCGAAAAGGGUCGACAGUCGACGUUUCCAGCUGAACCCUCCUUCAAGAUUGAGAUGGAAUGGGGGAAAUAUCUAAAUAAAAUCGGGGCGGGCGAGAAAAUGCCUGCCGGGAUGGUGACAGGUUGA